AGUAUUUAUAACAAGGAGGCCAGACACAAGCUGGAGACAAUGAAGAGCCAAAAACUGAGUUUCCUGAGCUACUUGCUAUUCAAAUGGCAAUCACAAGCAACUUUUAUUGGUCGAUCAGUGCUGCCUGUGUUCCUGCUCAUCAGACUGGUGACAGUGGGAGCUGCAGCACAAACCGCCUGGCAUGGCGACGAUUCGGACUUUGUCUGCAAUACACAAAGUCAAGGCUGUUAUUUGGGCUGUUUAGAUAAGCUCAUGCCUGUAUCCCCCAUGCGUUUGUGGACACUACAGCUGCUUCUGGUUUUGGCUCCAGGUCUUGUCUUUCUCCUCCACCUAAUCCACCUCAUCAACCAGGAAAACCAGGUGAGGAUUGGGGGAGUCAAAGUCAAAGCUCACAUUCGGGGGGCAUAUCUGGCUUGUAUGGCUUCUGUCAUACUGGUAGAGAUUGAAACGCGUCAUCGAUGUGAAAGCAAACCCUGUUUUCACACAACUGAUUGUGUUGUUCCCCAUGCACCCGAGAAGUCUGUGUUCCUGGUAACUGUGUUUGCUGCUUCCUGCAUCUCCAUCCUGCUGUGUGUGCUGGAGGUCGUUUAUGUGUUGUGGUGCAAACCGAGCCAGGAGGACGCUGCAGAGGCCCUGCAAUCAGAGCCAGAGGUGGAGGAGAGUCAGAGCUUCCCAGUUCAGCUGCUGGCUCUGUGGAACUCCUGUGCUGGAUUUUUGGGUAAAACCAUCCUACCAGUGUUGCAGCUGAUCCGACUCAUUAUUGUCGGGGCAGCAGUGAAGCCAGUGUGGGACAACGAAUUAAAACACUUUGUCUGUGAAUCUAUGCAGCCAGGCUGCAGUCAAGCUGCUUUUAACACAAUCUUCCCCUUUUCUUUGUAUCAGUACUGGACACUGCAGGUGACUUUAGUUUUGGCUCCUGGUCUGAUUUUCUUCUCCUACUUGGUCCAUCUUGUUGUCACGGCAAAGAAGGACAGAGCAGAAGUGGAGGUUAAAGGCCAUGCAGGCCUACUUCGGGCAUAUGUGGGAAGCUUAUCAGCUGUCACUCUGCUAGAAGUGGGAUUUGCAGUGGGACAAGCUUUGGUUUUCCAGCGCCCCCUGUCAAUCACCAACUUUGUAAAAGCCAUCCCAUGCCCCACUACAACUGAGUGUCAUCUACCAAAGCCAACAGAGAAGUCUGUAUUUAUGGCAAUCGUGCUCUUUGUGUCAUGUCUGUCUGGUCUUCUGAACCUGGUGGAGAUGGGCUUGGUGUUGAAGGGUUGGAGGGUUGAAAAACGUCAGCAGACAAAUUAUGGAAGCUUUCAGAUGGCAUCACUUGUCAAGACAGAAGCAGAUGUUAAAGAGAAGGAUGCCGAUGCCAAACUCAACAUAUGAGAUAUCCUUUCUAGAGGAGAUUUUGUCUCUCUGCUUUUGGUUUUGCGAACCCAGUGGCAACGAGCAGCGCCAGCAGCAAACAGGCAAAGAGGAUCUUCAUUUUUCCUGGUGGGAGACAAACAGAAAUAUUCAUUGAUUUGUCAGUUUAGUGCAGCAAAGAUUGUGGUAGUUAGAUGAUUUGGCAAUAUGUUUGGAGUAAAGUUUUUACUGUGGAAACUCUCCAUUAUUGAGUUUCAUAAAAAAAAAGACGUGUGUUUCAGAUAAUAGAUGAGAAAUUUUACUUCGUCAUUCUACUUUCUCUGGCCCAGAUUUUUGAUCAGUUUAAUUCAAGUAUAUAUCAAGUUGAAGUGAGUUUAUUAUAUAGUACUGACAAAUAAGAGCUGACAAAAAAAAGACGAGAAUUUAGGUUUUCUCUCAGAAACUGUGCAGAUUGGUCACAAUAACACAAGAGUUUUACUCACUAACAGAUAAAAAGUUCCUAAUUCUGAGUCAGAGUUUAGCCCUUUAUAGUUUCUGAGACAGUAAAGG
This is a messenger RNA of Melanotaenia boesemani (Boeseman's rainbowfish), 1899 nucleotides long. RefSeq names its product gap junction alpha-4 protein-like. The record is from RefSeq and is a predicted model, not a curated record. Bases 40 to 1371 code for a protein of 443 amino acids. The transcript is spliced from 12 exons. NCBI's taxonomy places the organism in Eukaryota, Metazoa, Chordata, Actinopteri, Atheriniformes, Melanotaeniidae. Gene Ontology annotation, biological process: cell communication. Gene Ontology annotation, cellular component: connexin complex.